AAUACAUUUUUUUAUUAUUAUUUUUUUCAGGAAACACAUGAGGAGCAUGACACUUCAACUGAAAAUGCAGAUGAUUCUAACCAUGAUCCUCAGUUUGAACCCAUAGUUUCCCUUCCUGAGCAAGAAAUAAAGACUCUGGAAGAGGAUGAGGAAGAACUUUUUAAGAUGCGAGCAAAGCUAUUCCGAUUUGCAUCUGAAAAUGACCUUCCAGAAUGGAAAGAACGAGGAACUGGUGAUGUAAAACUUCUGAAGCACAAGGAGAAGGGAACAAUUCGCCUCCUCAUGAGGAGGGAUAAAACCCUAAAAAUCUGUGCAAACCAUUAUAUCACGCCCUUAAUGGAGCUGAAGCCUAAUGCUGGGAGUGACCGGGCAUGGGUCUGGAACACACAUGCUGACUUUGCAGAUGAAAGCCCUAAGCCUGAACUUCUGGCAAUCAGAUUUUUAAAUGCAGAAAAUGCACAGAAAUUCAAGGCAAAAUUUGAAGAAUGCAGGAAUGAGGUAGACAAGAGAGCAAAGAAAGCAGGCACAGACAAAAAUGAUAGUGCUGAUAAAGUUGCUGAAAAGCUAGAAGAGCUUUCUGUAAAGGAAGAGAGCAAAGAAUCUGAGAAGAAAGAGACCAAGGAAAAAACUGAAGAAAAGCAAUAAAUCAUCCUGGGCCUUGUGAUUUUUUUUUUCCUUUAUUUUUUUUCUUUUUUUCCUCUCUUUUUUUUUAUUUUUCAAGGGACUUUACAAGAAACUGAAUUCAACAUUCAGGUUGUUUUUUCUAAGCUUUUGUCCUUUUGAAGAUGUCUUCAGAAAAUGCAUUCCCUGGUCAUGAAAAUGUACUGUGCUAACUUUCUUUUCCAUAGUGGAAACACUUAUUUAUAGUCAUCCAAAAGAGUGAAUAAAACAAACUUGAAAACAGCAUCAGAGGACAGAACUGAGUUUUCUGUAUACUUCAAAGGCUUGUGAAUGCAGUUGUUUCAUUGGGUGUUGAGAUGCAUAUCUUUAUACAUGUGGAUUAACUAGGUUAACAGACUUUACUAACAGGGAAGAUUAAGAUUACAUACAUGUUUCUUAUAUGGCUUCUAAAAGUGUAAUAUAAUAGACUUCACUUUUUUUUUUUUUUUUUCUCUCUUGCCUCCCUGGUGUGUUCCUGAGCAUGAAGCGUGCCUAUGAUUCUUGAAAUGUAGCAGACUUCUGGAAUCAGGAGGUAGAGCGUUCCUGGCACACUAUUAAUGAUGUCCCAUUGGGCAGUAUAAGUAAAGGUGGGGGAGGGAACAUAUUACAUAGAGACUUAAGUAGUUUUUUUCCUCUUAUGAAACAAAAUCUACCAUGCCCUGCUUCUGAAAUUAGUUAAUACAAGCAAAAGUGCUUGGGUCUAGCACAAAGGUGUAGCUGUGAUCCCAGAUGUUUCAUGUUGUGCUACUUGCUGACGUAAGGAGGUACCAGCCUUUUAUAUAAAAGAGUAUACAAAGGAAUCUAAUUGUUUAAGUAGCUUGCCAUGAUAUGCCCUGUGUCAGCAUAUCAUAACAGUUGUACUCUAAAAUUUGUAAGCUUUUUUCAGGGCUUUGGAGCUUGCAUUACUUCUAUAAAUUGGAGGGUUUAUGAACUUUUCAAAUGCAUAAUGGGAGGUUAUCCCCCCUGGAAGGAGAAGGUCUGACAUUCACUUAAAAACAAUUAUGCUGUACAUACUUGAGGGGAGCUCAACGGGCGAAUCGAUCAAAUUUCUUCCCCUCAGGUGCUUACUGUUUCUCCAGUUUCAAGUUACUGCUACAGAGUGGGAGAAAAAAAUUAUACUGAGCAACAAAAUCCACAUGGUUUUUAAAAAAAAAAUCUGAUAAAUUAACCACUGUUCAUCACUAAUACAAAGUUAGCAAGAGAAUCCUGUAUAACUUUUUCCAAAAUUACAAAAACUGGAUGAAACUUAACUUUAAGACUGAUGAUGUUAAUAUUGGAUAGCAAGACCUUUUCUCAUCUUCACCAAGAAGCUUUCCAAACUGGUUAGGCGCUAUAAUCCAUCUGAGAAAAAUACAUUUCAAAGCUAUCUUGUAUUUCUACUUAGCGCUGCCUUUUGAUGCUAUAAUAGUGAAUUAGUCUUAAAUCUGGAGCUAUAACUAAGGUAAUCACUUUAUUCAAACAGAGCAAUUCCUUUGGUGGUGUUCAUGUUCCUCUUCAAGUACAGCAGGUAUCAGAUGUCUGUUAAUUAAAAAAGAUGAAUGAAAGCUAAAAUAGAACGCUCUUUAGUGUUUCUGGUUUGGAAAUAACAAGUAAAAGCUAUUCUUAAAUACUUAAUAUUUGAAUGUAAAAGCCAAAACUUUAUAUGUGAGUCACUGUAAAUUAUCUGAUCUGAUAAUGUCAGUGUGUCUAAAUUGAUAGAAAUGACACUUAAUUUCAAAAUAAAUUUAAAUUUUCAUUUAAAGGAUUUGCUUUUUAUUUGAAGAACUCUUACUGGGAAUGCAUUUCUAGCCUGCAGGAUAAAAUGUGGUAAAGAAGGCAGACUGAACUGUUUUGAUUUUGCUGUCAAACAUUGUAUUGAAGAGGGGCGGAAACAUUAAAAAAAAAAAAAAAAAAAAAAGACUUAAAUUAAGUCUUAAUCUUAAAUAUUAAGAAUGACAACUCUUCUUACUUUUGUUACCCUUUUUCUCCCCUUCCCAAUUUUUACUGGGGAAUUUUUUCCCCAUUUUUGUUCAUAUAUGCGUAAAUGAUUUCCAGACGCUUCCCUUUUUACCUUUUUAACUGGUCCAUGCUUAUAAGUAGUUCAUGAUUUACAGUUGCCCUUAAUGCAAGUCUGAGAUCUCAAAGAGCCAAGUUAUGAGGACCACAAAGUAAAAUAAUUUCUAAUGGAUAGCAUCAUAUUGAAGAAUGUCUUAGUCAUCCAAACUAAAGAUUUGGUUAGUCAUUGUUCUGGCCACUUUAGAAGCUGUAGGUGUGUGCUCUGCGGAUUAAUAGGCAAAUAUUUUUGAAGAUUAAUCUUGAUUGAAAGAAGGCUUUUUUGCAUAAGUUAUUCUAAUAAUAAAACUUUCUAUAUGUAACACUGACUACCAAUAAAUGUCCUUGAGAUUUUUUUUAAGUUUACUGUAUGCCAGGUGUUCUAGGGUUCUAGUUGAUUGUAGCUUUUUCUUAGCUCACAAGGUGUUAAACGUUCAUACUUUCACAGCAUCUUCACUGUUAACAGGGUUCUUGAAAUGAUAGAACCUGACCUCUCCUGUCUCCACAGUAGUCUUAAAACAAUAGCUAGGAAGGUAGACUUUUAUGCAAAAGUUGCUUCAUAACUUUGCAGACCACUACUAAAACAUGUCAAUUGUCAUAUACUCAUUUCUAAUGUGACAGUAAUGUAAGUGAUUUGAAUGUUCAUGAACCUGUUUGAGGGUAUCAUAUGUGAUAUAAAAAAGGAUCAUUCAGAAACUGUUUUCUAAUAAAUUGUUCAGAUGCAAUAUAGACAUUCACUGAAUCUGUAACUAAUUUCUGUGCUCUCUGGGGUGUAUUUGAGAUUUAAUUUGUCAUCCUGGAUUCUAGGCUAUUUUGACACCUGCAGUUGAGUAGGUAGUAUUUGUGAAGAAUAGUCUUGGGUGUUUCACUAAGAUGAAGUCAGUGGUUACUUUCCCUUUUAAUUCCAGUGAGGCAAUUGAACUCCUAGCGUGCUUAAACGUUGACUGAAAUCAUGGGCAUGUGAAGUUUUAUUAAUGCAGCUGGCUAGGGAUGAAGUCACUGUGAGCACUUCUAACUUCCAUAGUUGACAGUGAUUGAGGAUAUGGCUGAAUGUUACAGAAGACGUGAGCGAAGCUUUCUAGAGGUUUUAAUCCAUUUUCAGGAGAAUUUUAUCUGGAAACUAUGGCAGGAAUGG
Struthio camelus australis is the source of this 3826-nucleotide messenger RNA. Lineage: Eukaryota; Metazoa; Chordata; Aves; Struthioniformes; Struthionidae. The record is from RefSeq and is a predicted model, not a curated record.